This is a messenger RNA of Cheilinus undulatus (humphead wrasse), 3294 nucleotides long. It is a transcript of the gene znf395a, whose product is annotated as zinc finger protein 395a. Gene Ontology annotation, biological process: regulation of transcription by RNA polymerase II. Lineage: Eukaryota; Metazoa; Chordata; Actinopteri; Labriformes; Labridae. The record is from RefSeq and is a predicted model, not a curated record. Bases 159 to 1406 code for a protein of 415 amino acids. Gene Ontology annotation, molecular function: RNA polymerase II cis-regulatory region sequence-specific DNA binding; DNA-binding transcription factor activity. The transcript has 10 exons. Gene Ontology annotation, cellular component: nucleus.
CAGCCUGCAGCAGCAGCAGCUCUCACUCUCAGCCCUGAAUGAGCAGCAGUGGACCCACUCAGUCCUCCUUGAAGUGUUGUUGUUUUUGUGCAGGAGCCUGACUCUGAGCAGAAUCAGACUUCAUUAACGGACAUUCAGCUGCUAUCAGACAGACAGACAUGCUACCAAAGACUCGCUUAGGGAAGCGCUCUCCUCUUGGUGCAUUGGUGAGCUCCACCUGCCCAGCAGGCCAGGAGACAGGUGAGACCAGCAUCACCAUGGCAACAGCAGCAGGACAGCAGCCCAUUAGCAGAGUUAAAGUUCACCCAGGAAUGAAGGUGUAUUUCCAGUGUGUUGGAGGAGCUGAAUCUUCAGGUGUGGUGGAUCAGCUGGAGCAGAGUGACCUGUCAGUGUCUCCGUCAUGCAACAGAUCUGUCUCUUCCUGCAUCGACGUCCCUAGAAGUCAGAGGAGUCCAGAGGAGGUGGACAUGGAUGAGCUGAUGGCAGCAAUGGUCCUCAGCAGUUUGUCCUGCAGCCCCCUGCUGCAUAGCCCCGCCCUCAAAGACACACCAGCUCCUCCGAUGGACUGUGGAGGCGGCGAGCUCUCAGACAGCGGCAGCAGCGGCUACUGGAGCGUUGGCCACUGCAAUGGAAGCCCCGCCCCCUCUCCACCAAUAACAGAGCCCGCUGUGAGCCCUGCUACACCCUCUGAUGAAGGCCUGGACAUGGAGCUGGAGCAGGUUCUGUUUGAUGAGCCAGCACCUCGUAAACGCAGGAACUCGGUGAAGUCAGCAUACAAGUGUCUGUGGCCAAACUGUGGGAAGGUGCUGACCUCAGUGGUGGGAAUCAAACGCCACAUUCGGAUAACACAUCUGUGUCGUGGUGGCGAACACGAGCGUUGUUCCCGCAGCGAGGAGGAUUUCUACUACACUGAGAUCAACCAAUGGGAUCAGCAGCAGCAGCAGCAGACUCAGCCUCUCCUGUGCAGCCCCGCUCCUGCCUCACCAACAUCCUCCUCCUCCUCACCUCCGAGCCCUCCUCCUCCGUCUCCGCCAUCUCCACCUUCUCCUCCAGGCUACAACAGUCUGAGUCGCUCCGCCCCCUCCACCCCUGGCAGCCUGUGGCAGGUCCAAUCAGAGCACUCCUACCAGGCUCCAGUCCCGAGUCUUGUGAUGUCAACAGCAGUUCCAAACACCGCCCCCUGUCGCUGGACGGCCACGCCCACCACUUGUGUCCGACCUGGUCUGACGUUUCGGGUGCGAUCAGUCAGCGUAGGAGAGCAGUGGCUGCAGCAGCAGCACAGCACCCCUGGGAGGAGGAUUCGUGGUGAAGCCAAGAAGUGUCGCAAAGUUUACGGCAUCGAGCACAGAGACCAGUGGUGUACGGCCUGUCGCUGGAAGAAAGCCUGUCAGCGCUUCCUCGAUUAAAGACGAGGAGGAACAAAAAAAGACUGAAGCAGGCUGUGGAAAUCAGCCUCACCUGGUGGAUGUUUUAUACUUUCUUACAUCAGACAUACUUUUCCCUAAUUUUUAUACUCUUUUUACAUCAUCUAGAAGUGUCUUUUUUAUGUUUUAUGUGUCUUUUGAAUGUAUUUUGUAGAUGUCGUGUCCUGUCAGUGCAGCUAUUCUGAUUAUGAAGCAGCCAAGUGAGAAUUUUUUGUUGUUGCGUCCGGCUGACUUCACUAAGGUAUUCUCAGUAAAACCAGCCAGAGACGCCAGGAUCCAAAUGUGCUUUGUUUAUUGUCCGACUCAAAAAUUUUCAUUUUUAUGUAGCAGGUCAUUUCUGCUGGGUUCUCAUGCCGAGUUGAGAGGAGAAAAAAUUGAGCUAUAGGUAAACUGUAAAAAGUAUACAAAGCAUCCCUGAUGUUCUUAAGUUUUCAAGCCUCAAGUUUUUCCAACUGUAUCAUGGAUUUUUAGAUGACCUUAAGAAGUCAUCAAAAAAGAUGAACACUUUUUCAGUACCACGCUUAAGAACAACACAAUCUCAGUUAUUAAACGUUCGGUGGUAUUCCAGAGUACUGAAGCUAACUCCAUAGCUGAUACAGAGCUGCUGCAACAGAACACUGCAUUGAGCUGCCACAGUGACCAUUAGAAGAAGUACAGCUUUAAGGUACUUCUUUAUUUUCCAUCCUAAAGCUGGCUGUAAAACAUCACUCUAACAAGGAGCGGGUAGUGUGGUAUUAAAUCUAUCACAAAGAGUAUUAUCAGAAGUAUUUGGUGAAAAUAUCUCACAGCAUUCCUGAAUCAAAUUCAGUGCAGCCCUGAUCUCAUGAGGCAGCUAAAAAUGUUUAUAAGAACCUGUAAAUAUAAAAGAAAUCCCUCUGGACAUGCUGCAGAAUAGUUUAAUAACUUUGCCUCUAAAUCCUGUAACCUAACUAAGAUUUAUACAUAUAACUAACAUAAGUGUCAUAUUUCAAUAUUUUUUUUUUUACAUUAUCUUAAUGUAGUUUGAGCUUUCGCUCUGGCUCUUUACAUGGCAAAGUCUCAUUAUAUCUUCUGUAGCUGUUAAAUAACACUGAGUUCAAAUUUGUACAACAGCUGGAUGUAAACAGGAAAAGUGAAAGAAUAAUUUGGAUUUUUGCUGCUGCUUUCUGAAUAUUUACUGUUGAUGUUGUUAUGAUUAUGCUCACUUAAAGUUUGGACCUACUGGUGCUAAAAAGGCCACUUGAUUCAUCUGCAGUUUGUAAAGAAAUGACUCUGGAGCGUCUGAACCUUGACACAACAAAUCAAGCUUUAAGGUGCUAUUGUCUCCAUUUUCACAAGAACUGAUGGAACAUUUAAGGCCUCUUAUUUGUUUAUUAGCACUUUAUUUUCACCUUCCUCAUAACUAUCUACAAAAUCAGCAAUCUAACAUGUAGAAAUUAGUCAGCACACACUGUUUUUGUUGACAUGUGGUGCAAAAACCUACAUUUAAGAAAGUGUAUUUGUCUAAUUUUUGUCAAAAGUAUCUCAUUAUACUUAAUAUAAACAUACAAGUUGACCCAACCACCUUUUUUUAGAUGUACAGAAUAUUAUAUAUGAAAUUUGCCAGUCAUAUCCCCCAAAGGGGGGGGGCUUGGGAAUCAAAAGCUACUAAAUGAAUUGGUCAACGGACAGAAAUUUUUAUCAAAUAGAGUGAAAUAAAAUAAUGGGGGUACCCUGCUUCUCCCUUAAAAAUGUCCAAAUGGCGGAGCACGCUGGUAGUCGGUUGGUUAAGGCGCGCACCAUGUACACGGAUGGCCCCGGUUCAAGUCCAGCCUGUGGCACCAUUUCCAGCAUGUCUCUUCCCUGUUUCUGAGUCUAUCCACUGUCCUCCUCUAUCUUAUAAAGGCCCAAA